Messenger RNA from Gekko japonicus, 552 nucleotides. Its product is annotated as transmembrane protein 59-like. The record is from RefSeq and is a predicted model, not a curated record. The annotation marks the transcript as partial. Lineage: Eukaryota; Metazoa; Chordata; Lepidosauria; Squamata; Gekkonidae. The transcript is spliced from 4 exons.
UCACAGCCAGAGAUCGAGUACCCCGUUCCCGAGGUACAGGCGCCCAAGUCGGAGGUGUCGGAGAAGGCCUGGACCGUCUCGAACCCGAACACCAUGAAGCCCCACACGAGUCUUCAGGAGAAACUGGAGAAACCUCCCGUCGAGGAAGCAAAGGGCAAAGCCAAAGGGCACCCUCCGGUGGAGACCCCGCCGUCGGCAGAACACGACUUCCUGGGCUGCAUGUCCAAGCGUUCAGGGCUGCCUCGCUGGAUCCUGGCCGCUUGUCUCUUCCUCUCCAUCAUGGUGAUGCUGUGGCUCAGCUGCGCCAGCCUGGUGACCGCCCCGGAUCAGCACGUCAAGACCCAGCCCCUGAGCAUCAACGGAGACAAAGAGUACCUGGAUGACAUCGACGGUCCCACGCCUUACUCGCUGCGCCCCGUCAUCGCUGUAGCCAUCUGCCCGGCGGACGACAGCGAGGAAACGGGCCUGCUGCCGGUCAAAGUGGACCUGGACAAGACUGCUCUCUAAGGGGCUCCGUGGUCACUCCGAUUCCACCCCUCCCCUCCCCUCUCC